Messenger RNA from Tribolium castaneum (red flour beetle), 4421 nucleotides. It is a transcript of the gene omd, whose product is annotated as oocyte maintenance defects. The coding region runs from base 1 to 2826 and encodes 941 amino acids. Gene Ontology annotation, cellular component: integrator complex. The record is from RefSeq and is a predicted model, not a curated record. Gene Ontology annotation, biological process: snRNA 3'-end processing. Lineage: Eukaryota; Metazoa; Arthropoda; Insecta; Coleoptera; Tenebrionidae. The transcript is spliced from 10 exons.
AUGUUGUCACACGCCACUGUGAUUCGUAACGCCCCCCAACAAGACCUACUAAACGAGUUGCACACUUUCAUAAAGGGGGCCCUCAAGUUGGAGCGCUGCAACUUGCUCGAUCUCACAAAAACGGCUUUAAGACUCUUGAAAAACAUACCGGCAGCUCGCACGGCUUUAUUUGAGUUUUUCAGUAACGUCUUCAGCGAAGCUGCGGCCAAUUACAUCCAAGCUGUGGAGAAUGAGCUCAAAACGGGCGAGGUCGCCACGCAGUCAGAAACGGACGAAGCCGUCGUGUCGGAAAUUCACACCGUUUUGAGCAACUUUAUAAGUGAUAACCCCACGGCCUGGGCCCCCAUUGUGAGCACCUGGUCGUUGGAUUUGCUGGGGGAGGUGUCGACGAAAUUUGCGGGGCGGGCGCACAUUUCGACGAAUUUAAAUGAAACUCUCCAACUUUGGAUGAACUGCAGAGCCACCAAAAUCCUGGUCGAUAUCAACACGAAAUGUCUCUCGAGUCUCAUGCACUCGGAUACUGAAACUUGCAUCAACGCGCUUUUGGACACUUCGGUCAAACAUUCGCCUAAUUUUGACUGGGUUGUGGCUCAUGUUGGGAGCUGUUUUCCCUACACUGUCAUUACGAGAGUGUUGUCGUGCGGUUUGAAAGACUUUUGCCAAAUCAAGUCGUACGAACAGGGGAGUAAUUCGCCAAAGUUGCGCUCAGUUGUGGGGAUUUUGGGCCACUUGGCUGGGAGCCACAGCAAGGACAUUAGGUCGGCUAUUUUGGAGAUGUUUCAAUGGAGCACUAAACAGGAGAGUCAAGACAGUGACGCAAAUAAAUUGCAGAAGAAAGCCACAGUGCCUUUUAUAUUGCAGUUGUCUUUUCUGUCUUCAACGUUGUUUUCGUCCAUUUGUAACGAUAUGAAGCACAUACUUUCAGUUGAGACAAUUUACAAACUGUGUUCUUUUGUUGAAGACUGGUGUCGGUAUUUUGGCUCAAAUGAGAUUUUAGAAGAUCUUUUACUGACUCUAAUACUAAGCUGUGAUAAUGGCGGUAUUCAGAUCGUUAAUUUAUUGCUAGAUUGCAUAUCAGUUGAUGCCAAACCCAAUGACGCAACAACGCAAGCAAUUAAAGAAAAAUCGCUUGAAAUAUUACAAAAUGUGAUCUAUAGAAUUGACGAAAACGUCCGAAACGACAAACGCAUCGAACUGCUCACAUCCUGCUCCCACGACUUGGACGAAGUCCACAAAAACCUCCUCAGUGUGAAAGAGACCCGAUCUCAAGUUGCGGCCCAAAUAGUUAUUUUUUUGGGCCACAACAACCCCUCACUCCUGAUUCGUUCGGUCAAUUUCAUGUUCCAAAAUUCCCAAACUGUAGAACACUUGAGUUUAUUGGUAAAAAUUUUAACACAUGAACUUGUAAACAAGACCACUUGGCCGUAUUCUGAAAAAGGGGGCUAUUUCUCCGUCGUGCUUGAGCAGGUUUUGAGCAGAAACGUGCGCCAGAAACAGGACAUGGGCCAGACUUGGACCAACUUAUUGACUUUAUUGAAGUGGGAAAAAAGUGGCCGCGUUCCGCUACUAAACUCCCAAAUUAUAUCAAAAGCAAUUCUGAGCAAUUUAGUCAAAUUUUCGGCGAUUUUUGGGAGCGAGACGGCCCACGUGCAUAUCAUUUCGGAGAUUUUGAGCCAGUUGGAGAUUCCGGUUGGUAAUAAUUUGGAUAACUUGCCGGUUGAUGUUGUCCUGAAUUUGACUCAAUCGACGGUGAACUAUUUUUUUAUUUGUUGCAACGAGGAAGGCACUUCCAAGAAGACGAAAGGUUUUAAACGUAUCAACGGUCUUUUACGCCGCUUGUGCACCCAUUCAAAGGUGGCAAGAGUUCUAGCUUUGCGCGAAUUGCUGGAGCGCGCCUUAUUUCGCAAAGACAAUGUUUUGUUCGGUGCCAAAAACGCCCAACAUGACGAGAGUUCAGAGAAAUUGUUGCUGAAACAAAACAAAAAAAUCAACAAAACAAUUCCAUUGACGAAACAUUCGUCGGUGUUUAACGGUGGGAUUAUCGGCCGUGGCAAGAGAAAACUUCUUCCACCAAACGAUUUACCUCCCGAAGUCGUUGCCUCCAACACUUCCGAGCUAAUCAACGCAAUAAAAUCCUGCUGUUCGCUGCCGGAAGACGUCGAUUCGAAAUUCUCAGACAUAUCUCUCGAAAGUGUGACUUUGGUGUCGCUUUUGUUGGUCCAGUUUGUCAGUCCUGACGUGAUGUAUAACGGGCUUCCAUGGCCCGAUGAGGAAUUUUCCAAAGUUACAAUCGAGCGAGACCUGUUUAUUAGACGCUUAUUUGGCAAUGCGCCUGUUUUGUGGGACUUGUUGAGCUUUGUAGCUGUGUACAGACCGGCCUUUUGCUACUGCUCUGUUUUAAUUCGGGCCCUAACGGCCACUCUGAUCCACCAAUGGAAGAGCACAGGCGAGCAGAGCAAAUCACACGUGACUGAGAAUUACAAGGCUUUAAUGAAUACGACUGUUAAAGUUAUUGAUGUGAUGGCUUUGGGGCAGCUUCUGCCGCCCCCUUUGUCCAGUAUUAGGGACGUUCUGCCUAGUUUGAAGUGUUUCGAGAUUGUUGCAAUUUUGAAAGAUUGCAUUUGGUGUUAUAUGAGGGACCACAUACCGUCCCCAGCUUUGUUUGUUUGUGACCAGAACGGUAUACAUUGGAGGGACCCCACAUUAUCAAGGCCAACUGAGGUGUAUACCAACACUUUAAGGAUUAUUAUGCAGAGGAAUAUCGAGGCUUUGGGACACAUGUAUGCACAGAUGUUUAUUAAUAUACCGAAACAUGAAGGCGAAUAAAUGAGACGGUAAAAAAUUGGGUAUUUUAUUCAAGUAUAGAAAUGUAAAUUGACACUUAUCCUCGUUAAGUUUUACAAAUUUACAUAAUAUCACACGAUAAGGUACCUUUAACGACGAAAUGCGGCGCCUACUUCACCAAUCAACAAUUGAGUUGGCAACACUGAUCUGAAACAAUCUACUGUCUCUAAUAAUUCAGUGUUGCCAACUUAAUUUUAAAAUCACAGGUCUACGGAGAAGUAAAUGCUAGGAGGCGAAACGAGAUACAAAAUGAGUCGACCUUUUGCCUCCUGAAGUACUAUUUUGAUAAAGUUUGCCAAAAGCAAGUCCAAAAAUUGAAGAAUUGGGUAGAAAAUUGUGCUUUGCUUUUUCUGAGCAUUUAAGCAUUUUUUUGGACACUUUGUUUCAAUAUUUUGACAAUAUUUUGAAGUGCUAGAAUUGAUAACUCUUGGAAAUUUUUAUUAAAUUAAUUUCUAAUACUUUGUAUCUGCCUGUAAUUUUAUUUGUCUUGUGUUCACUGUUAUUUAAGUACAGCCAUUAUUUUACUUCAAGAGCUCGGAACAACUGAGACGCGUUAUUUUUCCGUUGUGUCACAUCCUAGUAUUUAGGAAUCCGUUCACAGAAAUUUUGCUUACAGGCACCGAAAAAAAUUGGGCUAAAUAAAUCUUAAAAACCCAGGGUGUUAUGUAAACAAAUCAAUGUUUAUUAUUUACGUAACAUUCUGUAAACUUACCAAAAAAUAAACCAAAAUGCAAAAUAAGUAACAAGCGAUACAAAAAAAAAUUCAGAACUCGUGCAAAUUGCAGUGGAGCUUCUUAAAUUGUUUGUCACUCAAAAAUUGCCAUCUCCGUCCCAUAAUUUGGCUGAUUUCCUGCUCUACUAACUCGUACGAGCGGCUGUUGAUUUUAAGCCAGGUGUAGAACUCGUCGCUCCAGUCGGGAUUUUGCGGCCAAUCACAACGUAUUAUCACAGCGUUUCCUCUAAUAAACAGACACUUCAAAUUUUUACCGGUGUAGGCCAGCAGCAGAGCCGUUGCGGUCGAAAUUCGUUCAGUAACAAUCUGGAACAUUUUUCACUAAAGUGACACCCAAACUCCGCAACUUACUAAAGUAUUCAAGUGGAGACAUUGCCGCACGAGCAGCAUCAAACUACUGUCAACGCGCUCGUAAAACGACUUGUUUCGGUGGAACCGCGGAAUAUUUUUGUGGCCAAAGACUCGGAGCGUGUCUUUGUAGAACUCAAUCGCAGUCAUUAAGGCAUCCUCUCUCAGCUGAAACAAGUUGGAAGAAAAAAUAAAUUAUUAAAGAAUAGAAUUGUACCAUAAUGUGGGGCGAAUCGUACAGGACUGUACUGACAGGAGCCCCCUGUUGCCAAAUCAGCGGUUUUUCUUUGAGACUUUCGAUCUGUAAGUGGACUCUCAAUUCGGGAUUAUUUUUUCGGGCCAGUUUCCACGUCUUGAAGUCCACUGGUUUCAUGUUGAUGUCGUUGGGGGUGUACCUGUUUUGUAAAAUAUGAAUGUGUCUUAUUUUCGUGUGGCUGAGAAGCUCGAUUAUGUCGUCGCCCAAGUUUUGCGGACUGAUGUACAAAACCUAGAAUUU